UUAAUUAAUAUAAUAUAAAUAUAUUACAUAAUAAGCGGCAAAAGAUGGGCAAUUUUGUCUCUACUCUGGUGAACCUAAUUUCACAAGUGCAACAUGUUCCUGGAUCAACAUCUUUGUUGAUCCUGGAACAACAUUCCAAUUAACCCAUUAGAUUUGAGGGACAAAUUUACAUUUUGUCAAGCUUAGGCUUACAACCAGGGUUAGGUGCUUCUACAUCAGUGUUAAGGCCUGUUCACACCAAGAACGAUAACUAUAAAAGGUCACAAUAAUGAUAUAGUUCUAAAAAUCGUUCUAAAUAUAAGAGAAUAGCACUGUCCAAUAUAGAGGAACAAUAUAGUUGGGAUCACUUUCAGAAUGAUUUUUUCCAGCUGCUGGACGAUAAAACACUGACAGCCAAUCAGAAUCCAUUCUAAUUUAAGGGUUCGUGUAUUUAAAAUGGCAGACGACAUAGUGGAGAAUUUAAUCGCCAGAAAAAGCCACCACUGUUUGACAAUUCAAACCCUCUUUUCAAGGCUACUUUAAAGAAAAUGGAUAUAUGGAAAGCAGUCGGUCAUACCCUCGGAAUAAAUGGUGAGAAGUAUUAACGAUGAGAUCAUUAUGCAGGCUAGCAAAAAGUGUAACAUAAAAUUACCUAUGGUAUCCAGUGCUAGCUUCGACAACGUCUUGCUUCCUUUGAAGUUGCAGUGAAAAAGAAGCGUUGUUUUUAUUCAACUAUAUUGACUUCGUCAGGUAAAUUCACUGUUAGAUUAGAUCAUUGCACUAGCUAUUCACUCGAAUCAUAGCAUGCUGAGGACAUCUGCUGGUUAAAGCCGUGUAACUGCAACAAGAACAGCAAAAACAUGUACACACUUUGAAACAGCAGCGCGUGAGCUUACAAUAAACAGACUGUUAUCGUUCAUUGGUGUGGACGCAAAUGUAUUUAUCGUUAUAGUUAUCGUUCUUGGUGUGAAUGCGCCUUUAUUCACCUAUUAUUUCCCUCUAAAUUUAGGGAUAAAUUAUGGGUAGGGUUAGGUUUAGGGGUAGGGAUAGGAGUAGGACUACAUUGUCGGACAGGAACAUGUCUUACUUAGCAAAAUCACAGUGACCUUACAUAUAUAUGUCACUUUGCUCACAGCUGAUUGGUCCAGUUUUAGUUUGCAAUCUCUAACCCAGAAUAAAACAGCAGGUUAGCUGUGUAGCGUAAGUUACCAUGAUAGUGAACACCACUAAAAUCAAUCCACCUUCUUGAGCCCGAAAAACCAGAGUUUGCUCAAACUAAUCUUAAAAUGACCUGGGUAGCAACUGAAACCAGCUUUGUGCAACAGGCCUCAUGAGGUUUGUUAGUAGUAGUUUAGAAAAAAUACUUUUUAAUUUGCUAACAGCUGUUUUGAAUUUGUCCUGUAUUUCAGGUGAAGCUAAGCAGUUGUCCUUUAGCAUUGAUGUUCAAGUGUCAGUCAUCGGAUAUCUACUUACUGUGCAUUGAUGGACAUACAAUCAAUCUGAAAGUCUUUGAAGAAGAUAUCACAAGCAUUAUCCAUCUCCAUUAAACUCCAUAAUCUCAAGGGGUCAGUUUCUCCAGCAAAUGGAUGAGAUGGAGGGAGUCGAUUCUUAUUCCUAGUGGAAUAGAGGAGGCUUAAGGAUCAGGCUCAAACUAAAGAGAGUUCAGAUCUACAGACUUUGUGUGGAAAGGAAAACUCUUCUGUUCAAAGUAGGCACUGAAGAAAGGAAACGAAGAGAAGAGCUGAGAGGCAGAAGAAGAUUACCACACGGGCAUAACUCAUACAUUCCCUGUCAGAAGAAGCCAAUAAUUUAUAACACACAAUAUGUAUUGUACACACGCUUCCUCAGUCAAGUCGGAGCCCGCUCUCAUCACACAACAUCAAUACCACCCAUUUGAAUCGUAUCGCUGCUCUGCAGUAGCACAACGAUGUCCUCUGGCUCAGCUCCUAACAUAUUUAGAGACUUUUCUUUUCAGAUAUUCUCUUUUCGUUGUGAUCUAAGCCAUAAUGACACCAUCAGCACAAUUUCCCCUCAGGCCCACCUGACGAGACCAUCAGGUUAAUUGCAAAAAGUCUCAUUAGCGUUAUCAUACAAGCAGCCAUUUGAAUUACCAGAAACACAAUACUUACCAGAGCACAGAGUGUGUCCAAUGAAACGAAUAUGAGAGCGUGAUGAUCAACUAGUGCAGAUAACCCGGGGAAAAAGCAGCUUUAUUCUCAAAUGUCUCUGUCUCUUCAAACCACAGGAAGAGAGAUCACAGAUACUGUAGUGUUUGAGUGAAGAUAUCACACAUCCAUCUAUCUAUCUAUCUAUCUAUCUAUCUAUCUAUCUAUCUAUCUAUCUAUCUAUCUAUCUAUCUAUCUAUCUAUCUAUCUAUCUAUCUAUCUGUUGUUCUGUCUAUCUGUCUGUCAUUCUAUCUAUCUUUCUGUCUGUCGUUCUGUUUGUCUGUCAUUCUAUCUAUCUAUCUAUCUAUCUAUAUGUCGUUCUCUAUCUAUCUAUCUAUCUAUCUAUCUAUCUGUCAUUCUGUCUGUCUGUCAUUCUGUCUAUCUGUCGUUCUUUCUGUUCUAUCUAUCUAUCUUUCUAUCUAUCUGUUGUUCUGUCUGUUUAUCUGUCGUUCUAUCUGUCUGUCUGUUGUUCUUUGUCGUUCUAUCUUUCUGUCUGUCAUUCUGUCUGUCCUAUCUAUCUGUCUGUCGUUUUGUAUCUAUCUAUCUAUCAAUCUAUUUGUUCUAUCUAUCUAUCUGUCUGUCUCUCUGUCUGUAUAUCUGUCAUUCUGUCUAUCUGUCAUUCUUUCUGUUCUAUCUAUCUAUCUAUCUAUCUAUCUAUCUAUCUGUUGUUCUAUCUGUCUGUCAUUCUAUCUAUCUUUCUGUCUGUCGUUCUGUCUGUCUGUCAUUCUAUCUAUCUAUCUAUCUAUCUAUAUGUCGUUCUCUAUCUAUCUAUCUAUCUAUCUAUCUAUCUAUCUAUCUGUCAUUCUGUCUAUCUGUCUGUCAUUCUGUCUAUCUGUCGUUCUUUCUGUUCUAUCUAUCUUUCUAUCUAUCUGUUGUUCUGUCUGUCUAUCUGUCGUUCUAUCUGUGUCUGUUGUUCUUUGUCAUUCUAUCUUUCUGUCUGUCAUUCUGUCUGUCUGUCGUUCUAUCUAUCUGUCGUUUUGUAUCUAUCUAUCAAUCUAUUUGUUCUAUCUAUCUAUCUAUCUGUCAUUCUAUCUGUCAUUCUGUCUAUAUGUCGUUCUUUCUGUUCUAUCUAUCUAUCUGUCUAUCUGUCGUUCUUUCUGUCGUUCUGUCUGUCGUUCUAUUUAUCUGUUGUUCUGUCUGUCUGUCGUUCUAUCUGUCAUUCUAUCUGUCAUUCUGUCUAUAUGUCAUUCUUUCUGUUCUAUCUAUCUAUCUAUCUGUCUAUCUGUCUGUUCUUUCUGUUCUAUCUAUCUCUCUGUUGUUCUGUCUGUCUAUCUGUCGUUCUUUGUCAUUCUAUCUAUAUCUUUCUGUCUGUCGUUCUAUCUGUCUGUCGUUCUGUAUCUAUCUGUCAUUCUGUCUAUCUGUCGUUCUGUCUAUCUGUCUGUCAUUCUAUCUGUCUGUCUAUCUAUCUGUCAUUCUGUCUGUCAUUCUAUCUAUCUGAAUGUCGUUCUUUGUCGUUCUAUCUAUCUAUCUGUCUCUGUCGUUCUGUCUAUCUAUCUAUAUCUAUCUAUCUGUCGUUCUGUCUGUCGUUCUAUCUAUCUUUCUGUCUGUAGUUCUAUCUAUCAUUCUAUCUAUUGGUCUGUAUCUGUCUGUCUGUCGUUCUUUCUAUCGUUCUUUCUGUCGUUCUAUCUAUUCACAGCCAUAAUUUUAUGUAACAGUAUUCUAAUGGUGGGUAGAAGUCAGUGAUGUUCAUAACAUCCAUCCAUCCAUCCAUCCAUCCAUCCAUCCAUCUAUCCAUCAUAAUAAGUUCAAUACGGACAUCACUAAAAUUGAUAACUCACAGUUCCAUCAUUCCCAAGCAUGAGAAGGAUAAAUGAGAGUUUGUGACCAAUAGAAUCUGGCAAUUCCAAUUAUUUCAAGAAGAAUAUUAGUAAUGCUGUUUUGAACCCAUAAUCAAAAGCCAAAAAGCAUUUCCAAAAUCAAAUUAUUUACCAAUCUUUAUACUGAUAUUAUAUUUUUUUAUUUCAGUUAUCUUGACGUUAAACUCGUGUGCCACCACUUAACUGUGAAAAAAGGAAAUGACAAAGAAAAAAAAAAAAACAUCUCACUACAAAGAGCAAGCCAAAUGGAAUUGUGGGUGUUAAUUGGGGGAAAAAUAACUGUACCAUUGCUUUGCGUGGACAGCUGAGAGAUUUUUUUCCAUUGUCUCCUGCCUCCUUUUCACUCUGAAGUGCCUAUUAUCGGCUUUGAUUUUACAUAAUGUAUUGACAUCUUUGUAGUGCAUAUAAACGUGGCAAUAACUGAUGAGACCAUGGUUGGCAUCUUUCCUGGCAAAAGUUAAUUUCGUUCCUGCAGAUGGGAAUUCAGUCAAAACACACUCCAGGUGUUACUGAAUGUGUUUUGCAGUAAAUGGAUCUGUUGAUUUAUUGCAUUUUGACUAGAGUAACCUGGUGGAAAUUAAUAUACAGUAUAACCUCUGGACUACAAAAUACUAUAAAAUAGGGAAAAAUGUGACUGCCAUAAUAUGGUGCUUGCUUGAUACGCGGUUGCUAAGUUGUUCUGAGUGGAUGCUUACAGGCCCAAGUCAAAAGAGCCCCUCACCCCAAGACCUCAUAUCAGCUAUAUAUAUUUGGGAUGUGUGCCAGGACUAAUUUCAUUAAUGUUUAAAAUUUUGUAAUCGACUAGUGUAACAAAUCCCCAGAGCACUGUCAAAAAAGUUUGUAUAUGCGAUUCAUUUAAAAUAGCCUACUUUGAAUCAAACAGUCAAAUCCAAUACUGUCUGAAUGUCACUGAAAUCCAUAUGCAAUGUACUUAUAUGUGAUGCUUGCCUUGCAUUAUGAUCAUUAUACAUUAAACCAAAGUGUUCACUUAAUCAACAUUAACCAGUUUAGACAUAUUAGUCUUGCACUGCUUAUUGAUUCAUUUGAUUUUAAUAAAGUACAUACUCAGCUUAUUAAAAACAGAAUUCCUCAAAUAAAAGUUAGUCGACAUAAAUCAGCAUGUCACAGUGUUUUUGUUCG
This is a messenger RNA of Ctenopharyngodon idella (grass carp), 5101 nucleotides long. RefSeq lists its product as uncharacterized. The coding region runs from base 2457 to 3827 and encodes 456 amino acids. The record is from RefSeq and is a predicted model, not a curated record. NCBI's taxonomy places the organism in Eukaryota, Metazoa, Chordata, Actinopteri, Cypriniformes, Xenocyprididae. The transcript is spliced from 2 exons.